This is a messenger RNA of Macaca mulatta (Rhesus monkey), 2707 nucleotides long. The record is from RefSeq and is a predicted model, not a curated record. Lineage: Eukaryota; Metazoa; Chordata; Mammalia; Primates; Cercopithecidae.
GAUGGCGGUGUCUGUCCCAGAUGGGGGUGUCUGUCCACGAUGGCGGUGUGUGUCCAAGAUGGCGGUGUGUGUCCACUAUGGCGGUGUGUGUCCACGAUGGCGGUGUCUGUCCACGAUGGCGGUGUGUGUCUACGAUGGCGGUGUGUGUCCACGAUGGGGGUGUGUGUCCACGAUGGCGGUGUGUGUCCACGAUGGGGGUGUGUGUCCACAAUGACGGUGUAUGUCCAAGAUGAUGGGGUGUGUCCAAGAUGGCGGUGUCUGUCCCAGAUGGGGGUGUCUGUCCACGAUGGCGGUGUCUGUCCAAGAUGACGGUGUGUGUCCAACAUGGGGGUGUGUGUCCAAGAUGACGAUGCUUGUCUGUCAGAGGGGGAGAUGCGGAGUUCCCUGAGCCCUGGCAGGUUGUGACAGCCAGGGGCACCCCCACUGGGGGCAUUUACCACCAUCAUUCCUGACCCCACAGUCUCUGCGGGGAUCACUACCUCUCAGACCAGGCCUCCCCAGGGACGCUGUUGUCUCUUCCUGGGUACCAGAGGGAUUGACUCAGAGCCAUCAUUGCUUCCUUUCCCGCAGCCAUCACUGCUGGCAUUUUUCCUGAACUUCCUGUGGGCAGGAUGGUUUUACCCAAACCAUCAGGGCUCCGGGAACCCUCUGCCACCAUUGACUCAUGCGUUCAGGGCCUGAGUCAAUCCUUCCCCGCUGGCCUCUUCGUUCCUGGCUUCUUCCUUUGCCAAUGUCUUCCGUCGAGAGCCAGGAAGGCCCCCGGUCAGUCCCUGAAGGCCCCUAACCACACUUAGGGAAAGCUCUGGGUCUGAGGUUUGAGGUGGUCCCCUCCAGGUUUAAAGAGAAGCUGGACAAAGCCUCCUUCGCCACUCCGUACGAGUACGCCAUGGAGACCGCCAAGCAGAAGGCCUUGGAGGUGGCCACUCGGAUGCACCAGAAGGACCUGCGGACGCCCGACGUGGUCAUCGGGGCCGACACGAUCGUGACGGUCGGGGGGCUGAUUCUGGAGAAGCCGGUGGACAAGCAGGACGCCUACAGGAUGCUGUCCCGGUUGAGUGGGAAAGAGCACAGCGUGUUCACAGGCGUCGCCAUUGUCCACUGCUCCAGCAACGACCGUCAGCUGCACACCAGGGUCUCGGAAUUCUACGAGGAAACGACGGUGAAGUUCUCGGAGCUGUCUGAGGAGCUGCUCUGGGAAUACAUCCACAGCGGGGAGCCCAUGGACAAAGCUGGCGGCUACGGGAUCCAGGCCCUGGGCGGGAUGCUGGUUGAGUCUGUGCACGGGGACUUUUUGAACGUCGUGGGCUUCCCGCUGAACCACUUCUGCAAGCAGCUGGUGGAGCUCUACUACCCACCCCGCCCGGAGGACCUGCGGCAGCCCGUCCAGCACGACUGCAUCCCGGCCGUGGACACCUUCGAAGACCUCAGUGAUGUGGAGGGGGGCGGCUCGGAGCCUGCUCAGAGGGAGACGGGCAGCCGCGACGAGAAGGCCGAGGUGGGAGCGGCCGGACAGGCCACGGCCGAGGCCGAGUGCCACAGGACUCGGGCGACCCUGCCCCCGUUCCCCACACGCCUCCUGGAACUGCUGGACGGCUUUAAACUAUCAAAGGCCCUGCUCACUGCUUGCAAGCUGAAGGUGUUCGAUUGGUUAAAACGUGAAGCACCCCAGAAGGCGCCAGAUAUUGCCAGCAAAGUGGACGCCUCUGCCUGUGGAACGGAGAAGCUUCUGGACGUCUGUGCUGCCAUGGGGCUCCUGGAGAAGACACAGCAAGGUUACAGUAACACGGAGACAGCCAACCUUUACCUGGCGUCGGACAGUGAGUACUCUCUGCACGGCUUCAUGUUGCAAAACGACGACGUCAUCUGGAACCUCUUCACGUACCUGGAGUUUGCCAUCCGAGAGGGGAGAAACCAGCACCACAGGGUGCUGGGGAAGAAGGUGGAAGAUCUAUUCCAGGACGCGUACUACCGGAGCCCGGAGACGCAACUGCGGUUCAUGCAGGCCAUGCACGGCGUGGCAAAGCUGACUGCGCGCCAGGUGGCCACGGCCUUCGAUCUGUCCCGCUUCUCCUCUGCCUGCGACGUGGGAGGCUGCACAGGUGCACUGGCCCGAGAGCUGGCCCGCGAGUACCCUCGUCUCCAGGUGACUGUGUUUGACCUCCCGGACGUCGUCGAGCUGGCCGUCCACUUCCAGCCCGCCGGACCACAGGCGGCGCAGAUCCACUUCGCAGCAGGUGAUUUUUUCAGGGACCCCCUCCCCAGCGCUGAGCUAUAUGUCCUGUGCCGGAUCCUGCACAACUGGUCAGACGACAAAGUCCACAAGUUACUCAGCAAGGUCGCCGAGAGCUGCAAGCCUGGGGCCGGCCUGCUGCUGGUGGAGACGCUCCUGGAUGAGGAGAAGAGGGAGGCGCAGGGUGGCCUGAUACAGUCGCUGAACAUGCUGGUGCAGACUGAGGGCAGGGAGCGGAGCAGAGGCGAGUACCAGUGCUUGCUGGAGCUGCACGGCUUCCACCAGGUGCAGGUGGUGCACUUGGAGGGUGUCCUGGAUGCCAUGUUGGCCACCAGAGUGGCCCCCUGAAGCCCAGGCAGCGUGUUCAUUAUAGGGACGUCCUCCCCCAGGCUGCAGGUGGACCGCCUGGUCCCCAAGUACAUAGGACAGUCACAUAGGAGCGUGCAGUCGUGGCUGAAUAAAGAAAGCAAAAGUCUG